UGUUAUGAAGCAUUACAUUGGGGUGGCAAUGAAGUGGACACUGGUACUCUCCUUGUACCUUACAAUAGAAGGUCUAUACAGUGAUACGACAGUGACGAUCUACCCUCAGUGGUUAUCUCAGGGAGGAAACGUUCGCUAUGAGAGUAACAGAUGGAAUAAGCACAACGGUCUGGAAAAAGAGCCCCUUAUUCCAAGAUGUCGGAGCAUUCGGACUGAUAGCGGGCGCUGGAUAAACAGAGAUAUUAACGGACGUGUCUUCCAAGAUUGGCCAGAGGACCCAAACCGUAGUGGCUACCCUGACCCUAGCUACUUGAAGAACGCCACCAAACAGCAGAAACUGUUCUCCGGGUAUCUUGCUAACAUUAACAGCGGCUUUGAGAAUGAUAUGUUCAUGAUGUUGACAGGUCAUGUGUUUCCAACUUGGAUGAACCAGUCCCAACACAAGGGUCAGUUCCCCAACAACGUCGAUGCUGCUGCAGAGUUCAUGGUGUUGCUGGUGCAAGGAAUCUAUGAUUACACAAAAGGCAGGAUCCCAGCUUACUUCGAACCCAUCAAUGAACCCGAUUCUCACUGGAAGAUAAUGAACUUCACGACCGUCUCCAUUUUACAUAAACUGGUGGCUGAGAAACUCCAUGCCAGAUUUAACAUCCACGUGGUUGGUCCUACACUCACCGGGUAUUCUGGGGUGAUGGAUAAACACGACUUUUCCUUUUUAGAGCAAAGUGACACAGUUCAUGGACACCACUUUAGACUAUCUAGAUGCGUUUUCGUUCCAUUCGUACAACUCACUGAUUGUUUCAGGCAAAUCUCAUCGAUUUGCUGGGAUGAAUGAAGCACGCCUUGUAGCAUUUGUUGAUCUAGUUGAAAAUUAUGCUUAUCUCAAAAAAGGGAAAAUUAUCCCACUAGUUAUCAGUGAAUAUGGUCGCGAUCGCGUUGUAGGCAUGGACAAGUAUGCUCCAUCAGGUAUAACAGAUUUUUCAACAAUAUAUCACUCCAAUGCACACAGAUUCACUCAACUUGGUCUCAGAGAAUACAUUGACAGAUCGGUAGUGUUUCUUUUAGCCAAUGAACAAUUCCCAGGACAUGACAGUCUCAACUGGUCACUUUUCACUCUCCAAGGUAAAGCUACAAAUAAUGUCGAUGUGUACAGGUUUUGGUACAAUUUCACGUCAGACUACUCCUUCAUCAGAAUCAUGAGUCAGUAUGAUGGAGACGAAAGAACGGUGUCACCCUUAGCGAUGGCCAGUUCACUGUAUAAUGAAACAGUCAUUCUCUUACACAGCUAUUCUCAGAAGUCACAGAAAGUCAAGUUAGUAUUUCAGAACGGAUGGAUCAAACCAACCACUGGAGAAGCCACCUGCAUCACAAUCAAGGACAACUGGUACCCGGCCAUGACCUUCAACAAACCCUUCGACAUAGGGAAAACUCAAGGAAUGGUUGAACUUCCCCCUGAAGCAACAUGUCGCUUUACAUUUAAAACAUCUUCAAAUCAACUACCUUCGGUCACUCUCAAGGAAACCACAUAUUAUGGAACUGACACAGUUAUACCAAUCAAGGGCAAUGUCGUCUCGACAGUGAUAUCUCUACCAAAUGGCCAGUACGACAGUGCAAGACUGAGAGUUUCGACCAGUUGGCCGAUUAACGUAACAAACAAUGUUACAUACAUAACCUUUAACCUCCACCCUCUUCACUCUUUCCAUAAGCUGUAUGAUUCUGACAAGCUUGACAGCACCACCAGUUGGGAAGUUUGGGAGUUUGUAGUCCCCACAUCAGUGUUUGUCACAGGGGCUAACCAGGUACUAGUUCACUUCUCAAACAACAUGGCAGCGGGAUACAUUUCUUCAGUGGCUCUUGUCACGGGCAAAUUGUCCAGCUGAAGUCAUAAUAAUAACAAUUAUUCUGAAAUAUUCCUCAAUGGACGUGACACUGUUAACGUGAAUUUGCUGGAAUAAACCUAUGU
Haliotis rubra (blacklip abalone) is the source of this 1960-nucleotide messenger RNA. RefSeq lists its product as uncharacterized. Lineage: Eukaryota; Metazoa; Mollusca; Gastropoda; Lepetellida; Haliotidae. The record is from RefSeq and is a predicted model, not a curated record. The transcript is spliced from 3 exons. The coding region runs from base 5 to 832 and encodes 275 amino acids.